Messenger RNA from Penicillium manginii, 711 nucleotides. RefSeq lists its product as uncharacterized. NCBI's taxonomy places the organism in Eukaryota, Fungi, Ascomycota, Eurotiomycetes, Eurotiales, Aspergillaceae. The transcript has a single exon. The coding region runs from base 1 to 711 and encodes 236 amino acids. The record is from RefSeq and is a predicted model, not a curated record.
AUGUCUCAAACAAACAUCAAAGCCGUUUUCUUCGACUUCAUGGGCACCUGUCUUGACUGGCAUACCAGUGUCGUCAAAUCUUUGCCUCCUUCAAUUCCAGAGGUGGAACGAUCAAAACUUGCACUUGAAUGGCGCAGAAGAUAUUUCCUUGAAAAUAGCCAGCGCCACCAACAAGAGCUUUCGCCUGAGGAUAUCGACAUCACGCUUGCCCGUGUUCUCGACGCUGUACUUCCCGACUUCCCGACUUCCAACGCUGCCAUAUCCCCCGAUAUCAAAGGAAAAAUUAUCCAGGCCUGGCAUUCCCAGCCUGCGUGGCCGGAGGUCGGAAAAGCAAUUCGGAGCCUACGGGAUGAUCUUGGCCUCGAAGUCUUUGUUCAUGCCAAUGGUACAACCCGCCUGCAGCUUGAUCUGACGCGCUCUUCUGGCUUGAAUUUCAACAUGCUGUUCUCCAGCCAGCUACUAGGUGUCUAUAAGCCUAGCCCUCUGGCAUAUCAGAAAGCGCUGGACCUGGUCAAACUGAACCCGGAGGAGGUUGUCCUAGUCGCGGCGCAUGCUUAUGAUUUGCGCGGUGCUCAAAGCGUUGGGCUUAAAACCGUUUAUAUUCAAAGAUGGACUGACGACAUCGAUGAGGAUAUGGAUAAGGUUAGAACUGAGUUUGAUGAGUUUCUAGAGGAUAUGGAGAAUCUUCCCGGUGUCAUUUCCAGAAUGUGA